AUGCGCCGCCGCCUCUGGCUGGGCCUGGCCUGGCUGCUGCUGGCUCGGGCACCGGGUGCCCCGGGCGGGUACCCGCAUCUGGAGGGCGACGUGCGCUGGCGACGCCUCUUCUCCUCCACCCACUUCUUCCUGCGAGUGGACCCCGGUGGCCGGGUGGAGGGGACGCGCUGGCGGCAUGGCCAGGACAGUAUUGUUGAGAUUCGCUCUGUCCAUGUGGGCACCGUAGUGAUCAAGGCUGUGUACUCAGGCUUCUACGUGGCCAUGAAUCGGAGAGGCCGCCUCUAUGGGUCGCGGGUCUACUCUGUGGACUGUAGGUUCCGAGAACGCAUUGAGGAGAACGGCUACAACACAUACGCCUCACGACGCUGGCGGCACCACGGCCGCCCUAUGUUCCUGGCACUAGACGGCCAGGGCAUUCCCCGGCAAGGUGGACAGACACGGCGGCACCAACUGUCCACACACUUCCUGCCAGUGCUGGUCUCAUCUUGAAGGGCUUGCUGGUUAAGGAAGCAUGCAUAGCAGAGGAGGCCGGAAGACCUGGAGUUGGGCAGGAAGGGCCCAGGCCAGAGGUCCUGGACCUACACGGGUGUCUGCUGGCUGCCAGGCAUGGAGAUAUGGCAGGGUCCCUAUAGGGCAGGCCAACUCUCAGGGGAUACACAAAACUGGCAGUUUCCACAUAUCUAGUUUGGAGGUGGGGACACACCAGGUGGACAGGCUGUAGAGGGCAUGGCCCAGGUUGGUGGUAACAGCAAGGCACACCUAUCAUCCCAUGUGGUCAGAGUAGGGGCCAGAUGCUAAGAGCAUUUUCUUGCUCUUCCAGGGGGACUAAGCUUAGUUCUCCCAGACGAGGUUGCUCACAAUCACCUGUAUGCCCCACUCCAGAGGACCCGACUCUUUUCUGACCUCUGCAGGUACCUGCACUCAUGUGCAUGUAUCCUGCUUCCACACGCCUAAGAUCACACAUUCACACACCUAAGAUCACACUCACGCGCCUAAGAUCACACACUCAACACGCCUAAGAUCACACACUCACACAUCUAAGGUCACUCAGACACAUACAGACACACACACGCCUAAGAUCACAC
Messenger RNA from Microtus ochrogaster (prairie vole), 1085 nucleotides. RefSeq names its product fibroblast growth factor 22 (gene Fgf22). NCBI's taxonomy places the organism in Eukaryota, Metazoa, Chordata, Mammalia, Rodentia, Cricetidae. The record is from RefSeq and is a predicted model, not a curated record. Gene Ontology annotation, molecular function: growth factor activity.